Molecule: messenger RNA, 633 nt
Organism: Nannospalax galili (Upper Galilee mountains blind mole rat)
Lineage: Eukaryota; Metazoa; Chordata; Mammalia; Rodentia; Spalacidae
Gene: Glipr1l1
Product: GLIPR1 like 1
Exons: 5
Coding region: 1-633 (210 amino acids)
Cellular component (GO): extracellular region
Source: RefSeq, a predicted model, not a curated record
AUGGCCCUGAAAAAGAAAUUCAGUGGUUUAUGGGCCUUAGGUCUAUGUUUGAUAGCCAGCAAACCUGCCAAGGUAGCCAGCGAACUUCCCAAGGUGCCCUCUAUCAAAGACCCCCGCUUUAUUGAAGAGUGCGUCAGCCAUCACAAUGAAUGGAGAGGCAAGGUGAACCCCCCUGCAGCCAACAUGAAAUACAUGUCUUGGGACAAGGAACUAGCAAGACUGGCUAGGUCAUGGUCUACUGGAUGCAAAUUUUCCCACAAUCCCUGUAUUACGAAACGAUAUGCAUGCCAUGAUGCUUUUGACUUUGUUGGAGAAAAUAUAUUUUUAGGUGGAUUAAAAAGUUCACCAAAAUUUGUUAUUUCUUCUUGGUAUAAUGAAUCUAAAUAUUAUAACUUUGAUAACUUGUCAUGUUCUAAAACUUGUGGCCACUAUACACAGGUAGUUUGGGCCAAAUCACAUAAAGUUGGUUGUGCAGUUACAAAUUGUCCUAACCUCGGGGGACGGGCAACUGGACUAUUUAUAUGUAAUUAUGGGCCAGCAGGAAAUUAUGCAAACACAUACCCUUACAUAAAAGGAAAACCCUGUUCCCAGUGUCCAGAUGGCAGUGAAUGCUUAAAUAAUACCUGCUGGUAG